This is a messenger RNA of Nannizzia gypsea CBS 118893, 1608 nucleotides long. RefSeq lists its product as hypothetical. Gene Ontology annotation, biological process: transmembrane transport. Bases 1 to 1608 code for a protein of 535 amino acids. The record is from RefSeq and is a predicted model, not a curated record. NCBI's taxonomy places the organism in Eukaryota, Fungi, Ascomycota, Eurotiomycetes, Onygenales, Arthrodermataceae. Gene Ontology annotation, molecular function: transmembrane transporter activity. The transcript has 7 exons.
AUGGCGAGUGAGCAGCGCGGUGCAAUAAUCCUGAAUGAAUUGGCAGCGAAGGGCAGCCCCCAAAACGACGCUCCAUAUCCAGCUACAGCCGUCGCGGCAAACCUAGCACAGCCCACGGAAUGCAGCAAAGGGGAGACGUUGCACAGCAUACCCAUGGUAUUGAACGGAAGCCAGGACAAUGAAUCGAGAUAUUCGGUAUUCACAGAAUCACAGAAACGAGCGAUUAUCCUUUCGGGGUCCUUUUGCGGGCUGCUUUCGUACAUGAGUAGCAGUAUCUUCUAUCCAGCAGUGGAUCAGAUUAGUCGCGACCUUGGUGUUUCAAGUUCAAAAAUCAAUCUCACCAUUACGGUGUUUCUAAUCACCCAAGGCAUUGCGCCAACUAUGAUUGCCGAGUUCUCCGAGAAGGCUGGCAGGCGGCCAGCGUAUAUCUUGUGCUUUGUUAUCUCCAUCAUUGCAAACCUCGGCCUAGGGCUACAAAAUAACUAUUUCGCCCUGUUGUUUCUACGGAUACUACAGUCCGCGGGAAGUUGUGGUACUCUAAGCCAGGGGCUUGUUGGCGACUGCAUCGUCUCCGCAGAGAGAGGGAAAUACAUUGCGUACGCCUCCGUAUCUAUGAUCCUUGGUCCAUCGUUGAGUCCAAUUCUAGGUGGUGUCAUUAGUCAAAAGGCAGGAUGGCGCUGGAUAUUCUGGUUUCUCUUAAUAUUUUCCGUAGCUGUCUUUAUACCCAUUGCACUUUUCCUUCCUGAGACAUGCCGCAAAGUCGUGGAUAAUGGUUCUAUUCCCCCGCCAUGGGUUUGCAGUAAUAUUAGCGACUGGAGAAGAUUUCGAAACAGGGCGUCAAGAGGUAUACCGGUUGAUCGGGAGAAGCAGAUUGAAUUACAUCGAAAUUACCGCCUCAAGAUCCCCAAUCCUAUAUCAACGCUUACCGUUCUCUCAGACUUUGAAUCGGCACUUUUACUGGUCACACUCAGCUUCGCCAUGGCUUGCUACUAUGCUAUCUUAACCAAUAUUUCGAAAACGUUAUAUAACCUGUAUAACUUUUCUAAUGUACAAAUCUCUCUGGCUGCGCUGUCAAUAGGCGGUGGAAGCAUCCUUUCUAGCUUCACCAUCGGGAUAUUUUUGGAUUGGAACUACCGCCGCCAUGCUAAAAGGCUCAACCUUCCGCUUUCCAGGGACUAUCAAAUGGAUCUCUCCAACUUUCCAAUUGAACUUUCGCGUCUGCAGGUUGGCUUGCCUGCUAUGCUUUUAGGCGCUUUAGGAGCUAUUGGAUAUGGUUGGACGCUAAGCAGCGAUAUCUCAGUCGCAGUCCCUAUCGUCUUCUUAUUCAUCGUGGGUUACGGCAUUACUGCAACCACUCAGGUUCUCAAUGUCUUAAUGUCCGAUAUUCACCCAGGGCAAUUUGCAGUUGCGGCGGCUGCAAGAAAUAUCUGCCAGUGUCUCGUAGGUGCUGCUACAAGCGCCAUCAUCGAGCCAAUGUCGACAGCUAUGGGAAACGGCUGGGCUUACACCACGCUAGCUAUGCUUUUUAUAUUCAGCCUAACUGGCCCGUGGGCCACCAUGAGACAUGGUAUGGAAUGGCGUAAAAUAAAAAGCGAAAAAGGUCAAUAG